AUGUCCGGGUUGACCCUGGGGGGAGGCGUGCGACCGACGCAAUCCGCAGCCUUUGCCUCGCUCCAGGAUUCCGCCGACGCCGACCGCCGCUCCUCCACCACCACCACUAACCCCCUCCACUUCCCUCCGACCUCCUCCCAACUCUCUGACGAUUUCUCCUUUGGCUCUCCAAUUAGUCCCGCCGAUUCCUCGAAUGCUCAGGACAAUCUGCUGCAGGACACUUUAUUUCCUGAAUGGAAGGCCGGCCCGCCUCGAGGUCCCUUUGACGGGACUGAUGAGAUGCAACGGAAGGACCCAUUAGCGACUCAGAUAUGGAAGCUGUAUUCUAGGACCAAGGCUCAGUUGCCCAACCAGGAGCGCAUGGAGAACCUGACGUGGCGGAUGAUGGCCAUGAGUUUGAAACGCAAGGAACGGGAACGUGCUCAGCAAUCUCGUCUCUCCGCUCGAAACAGCCUCUCCGGCCCCAGUGGCAUUGCUCAACUGCGCUUGUCCGAUCGCGAGCCGACCGUGGCAACCACCUCUACCAUCACCGACCUGACCUCCGAUCCCAUGAACCUCGACGAUUUCAUUGUCCCCUUUGAGUCUCCUUCCGACCACCCAUCGCCUCAAGCCACGAAAGGCGAGGCAACGUCGGCUGCGAUUCCCAUCAAGUCUCGCAAGGACCAGGUGGCCGAGUCCACCCCGGUGCCCGCCUCGUUCCCCCAUCCACCCCAGGACCAGCGAAAGAACAGUGAGUUUGGCUACGUGCCCCGCCGGGUCCGUAAGACGAGCAUCGACGACCGGCAGUUCUUCAAUCUGCAAGUGCCAACCCGCAAACGCCCGGCCGAGUCGUCGCCCCAGGUGCCGCCCGUGUCGAACGCGAUGCUGGCCCACGACCCGGAUCUGUCGGGCGGUGUGCCCGACUACACGCUGGAUGCGUCGUCGGCCUUCGCACUCCAUCAUAAUACCCAUUCCUCUUCCCACCAAAACCACACUUCUCCGGGCGUGCCGUUCGGUCUGGAUACCUACGGCCUGAGCGACGACCCCAUUCUCACUUCCGCCGGCCCCUACCAGACGCAGUUUACUUUCUCUCCCACCGAGUCGCCCAUGACGUCAGGCAACCCCUUCGCCAACCUCUACGCCCACACGCCGGUGGCAUCGUCCCUCAACUCGACCGAUUUCUUCUCCCCACCGCCGUCGGGAUACCAGUCGACGGCGUCGACGCCGCAGCCGGCCUACGACGGUGAGCAUUCGAUGUUUUUCGAUAUGCCGUCGGUGGAUGCACGCACGCAGCGGAGAGUUCCCAAUUACGUGUCGCACCGCACGUCCAAUCUUUCGGCCUCGCUGCAGCCGCGAUACAUGUUCAACCAGAGCCAGGAUCAGUCGCACCACGCCGGUAACCACUCGUCGUCGAUGCAUUCGCCAGGGUAUCCCAUCCCGCAGCCACAGCACGUGGAUCCGUCCCAGGUACUCGGUCCGAGCGAUUUCUCGACCGGAGCGUCUCAUGCGGCCAUGUUCAGCUUUGGGGCCGACUCGGACAAUGAGGACGACGAGGGCAACCAGUUUUCCGACCGGGCGGGCUUGCCGAUGUCCGGUGAGUUGGAUGAUGGUGCCGAUAUGAACGGCGGGAUGCAGUGGGACGCCCAGUUCCCUGGCUCAUUCCACUCGCUGCCUGGGUUCAGCGCACAGCACCGCAAGCAUGUGACGAUCGGGUCCGCAGACAUGAUGGAUACCCCAAGCGAAUGGCAGGGCACCAGUCUGGGCCGCACGCAUGGAUCGGCCGCCUCGGUCAGCGAGGUGCGCAACCGCGAGCAGGAUCCCCGGCGGCAGAAGAUUGCCCGCACGACGUCGACGCCCAACACGGCGCAACUGCUGCGCCAGAGCAUGAAUGCGAAUACCUCGCACACAUCGCCCAACACUCCGCCGGAGUCGGGGCUCAAUAGUGCGGUGCCGUCCCGGCCGGCCAGUCCGGGCGGCUCCAAGAACGGCGAGCAAAGCAGCGGCCCGACCACAUGCACGAACUGCUUCACGCAGACGACCCCGCUGUGGCGACGCAAUCCCGAGGGUCAGCCGCUGUGUAACGCCUGCGGGCUGUUCCUCAAAUUACACGGUGUUGUGCGGCCGCUCUCGCUCAAGACGGACGUGAUCAAGAAGCGCAACCGCAGCAGCGCGAACAGCCUGGCGGUGGGCACAUCCCGGACGUCGAAGAAGUCGGCACGGAAGAACUCGGUACAGCAGUCGACGGUUACGACGCCGACGUCGAGCCGGGCGCAGAGUGGAGCGACGUCGUCGGAGUCGCCACCCGCGGUACCGGGGGGAAGUUCGUCGAACAGAGCUGCCGGCGUGAUCCCCAUCGCGGCGGCACCACCGAAGGCGAACCCGGCAGCGAGCUCUCCAGGCCAGAGUCGGGGAUCCUCGGUGCAGAUGGCGCCGAAGCGUCAGCGUCGGCUGGAAAAGGCCACGGACGCGGAGGCGGCGGAUGACGCGAGCAAGUCGACCACGUCGAGCGGACGAUCGAAGGUGGUGCCGCUGGCGCCUGCGAUGCCGCCAGCGGCGGCCAACCCGGCCAACCACAGCAUUGCGGGCGGGCAGGGGGCCAGCCAGGAGUGGGAGUGGCUGACUAUGAGUCUGUAG
Aspergillus sclerotioniger CBS 115572 is the source of this 2613-nucleotide messenger RNA. RefSeq names its product nitrogen regulatory protein area. NCBI's taxonomy places the organism in Eukaryota, Fungi, Ascomycota, Eurotiomycetes, Eurotiales, Aspergillaceae. The transcript is spliced from 2 exons. The record is from RefSeq and is a predicted model, not a curated record. Gene Ontology annotation, molecular function: zinc ion binding; DNA-binding transcription factor activity, RNA polymerase II-specific; RNA polymerase II cis-regulatory region sequence-specific DNA binding. Bases 1 to 2613 code for a protein of 870 amino acids. Gene Ontology annotation, biological process: nitrate assimilation; positive regulation of transcription by RNA polymerase II; negative regulation of transcription by RNA polymerase II. Gene Ontology annotation, cellular component: nucleus.